Messenger RNA from Necator americanus (New World hookworm), 855 nucleotides. RefSeq lists its product as uncharacterized. Gene Ontology annotation, molecular function: nucleic acid binding. NCBI's taxonomy places the organism in Eukaryota, Metazoa, Nematoda, Chromadorea, Rhabditida, Ancylostomatidae. The transcript has 4 exons. Bases 1 to 855 code for a protein of 284 amino acids. The record is from RefSeq and is a predicted model, not a curated record.
AUGGAUGCUCUUGUCGUUGGAAUAAAUGGAACGGCCGCCUAUCUCGACGAAAUAUCGGUUACUGGUAGAACCAUCGGCGAACACAAUGCUCGAUUAGAGGCCGUAUUCAAGCGGAUUCGAAACUACGGACUCCGCGUUCGACUCGACAAAUGUGCUUUCCUGCAGACGGAGAUCACCGACCUUGGGUUCGUCAUCAACGCAGAAGGGCGACGCUCCGAUCCAGAAAAAAUCAAAGCUAUCCAGAAAAUGCAAGCUGCGAAAGACGAUCUCUACAAUCUCCGCGCUCCUUUGGAGACUCUAAAGAAAAAGGAUGCUGUCUACAGAUGGACACCAGAGAUGGGAGCAACUCUCUCACAUCGCCUCGCAGAUGGAUGCGAGAAGGUCAUUUACCACGCGGGUCGUUGCCUGACACAACCACAAAAGAACUACAGCAAGAUUGAAAAGGAAGCACUCGCUCUUAUUUUCGCCGUGCAGAAGUUUCAUUGUUCCAUCCAAGGACGACAUUUCACGCUAAGGACUGACCACAAACCACUUUUGGCAAUCUUCGAAAGUAAAGAGGAGUUCCGGUCUCCAGUGCCAAGCGUCUUCAGCGUUGACGUCGUCCCAGUUCACGUCAUUUCAUCGUUUCCGAGGAAUCCUGCCCAUUCGCCGUUCCAUCCACAAAGCAAUGGACAAGUGGAAAGUUUUGUGGACACCUUCAAAAGAGGACUUGCCAAGCUGAAUGGGGAGGAACCAACAGUGGAUACACUACAGACGUUUCUGAUGGCAUAUCGCUCCCCUCCCUGCCCGUCUGCACUUGACCAGCGUUCACCUGAUGAAGCCUUCCUGGGACACCGACUGCGAACGGAAAUCUAA